Brassica oleracea var. oleracea is the source of this 1516-nucleotide messenger RNA. RefSeq names its product mitogen-activated protein kinase kinase kinase A-like. The record is from RefSeq and is a predicted model, not a curated record. Lineage: Eukaryota; Viridiplantae; Streptophyta; Magnoliopsida; Brassicales; Brassicaceae. Gene Ontology annotation, biological process: protein phosphorylation. Gene Ontology annotation, molecular function: ATP binding; protein kinase activity. The coding region runs from base 50 to 1516 and encodes 488 amino acids. The transcript has a single exon.
CGUCGUGUGUCCUUGAGAAUUUACACACGAAAGUUAGUUCAAAGCAGAUAUGGAGAAACAGAGCACUUCUUCAUCAUCAUCUUCUUGGAUUCGAGGUUCUUGUAUUGGAAGAGGAUGUUUUGGAACCGUAAGCAAAGCCGUGAGUAAAAUCGACGGUGAAGUUUUCGCCGUGAAGUCAGUAGAUCUCGCCACGUGUCUUCCCUCUCAAUCAGAGUCGCUGGAGAACGAAAUCGCGAUCCUCCGCUCUCUCAAGACUCACCCGCACAUCGUGAGGUUCCUCGACGAUGACGUGUCUAACGAGGGAACGACGUCGUUUAGGAAUCUCCACUUGGAGUAUUUACCGGAAGGUGACGUGGCUAACGUUGGUAAAAUCGUUAACGACGAAACUCUCCUUCGGCGUUACGUUUGGUGCCUCGUCUCUGCUCUCGGCCACGUUCACGCUAACGAAAUCGUCCACUGCGACGUGAAGUCGAAGAACGUUCUCGUUGUUAACGGCGGAAGCUUCGUUAAGCUUGCGGACUUCGGCUCGGCAAUGGAGUUGGAGAAACCGGCGGCGGAGAUUGCGCCGCGUGGAAGUCCGCUCUGGAUGGCUCCGGAGGUGGUGAGGAGAGAGUACCAAGGACCGGAGAGCGACGUGUGGUCUCUUGGCUGUACGGUCGUCGAGAUGCUCACCGGAAAGCCAGCGUGGGAAGAUCACGGUUUCGACUCGCUGAGUCGAAUCGGAUUUUCAAACGAGUUGCCGUUUAUUCCGGCGGGUGUUUCGGAGCUCUGCCGCGACUUCUUGGACAAAUGCUUGAGACGAGACAGGAGGCAGAGAUGGAGUUGCGAACAGCUUUUGGAGCAUCCGUUUCUAUGUCAAGAUCAUCAUCACUUGUUGUUCACUACCGAGUCGUCUCCGCGUUGCGUAUUGGACUGGGUCAACUCGGAGUUCGAGGAAGAGGAACAGAGCGAUGAGUUGAGAGUUGAAUCUAUGGUCUCAGCUAUGGCAAGGAUAAGUAAACUAGCGACGAUCGGAGGAGAGGCAAUUUGGGAAUCUAAUGGUUGGACUGAGGUUAGAGGCAAUGCUUCCGAAGAGUCAGGGGCACAAUGGGAAUAUCCGAGUUCAACAAGGGCAGAAUCGGAAUUAAAUAUAUCACCGGAGUCUACCGGUGACACCGGUACACGGACGGUGAACGAAGACUCAGAGUUGACGUCGGUGAUAACGUGUGAAAUAUUGUCGUUGAUGGUGUUACUGGUGGUAGAGAAUAUUCAGAUAUAUGCCACGUUUUACACCAAUGUUUUUAUUCGUAUUCUGUAUAGUUGUUAUCAUAAUCAAAAUAAUAAGAAGACGAAGUUGCGCAAAAAUCUAUCGUUCAUUCUCAGCCUUAACUUUUUGUUCGGUAUUGCAUGUGAUUCGGAUCGGUCUAUCUAUCUCAUGAAAACUCUUUUACGUGGUGCGAUGAGUGUCCUAACUCUCAACUGUGUACCUCUUUUUGGUGAUAACUCUCACUUGCACAACUCAAUCUUGGUUUGGUAG